GGAUCAGGAAGGCAUAGUACAGGGGGAGUCAGGAGGGCACAGUACAGGGGGAGUCAGGAGGGUACAAUCCUAGGAUCAAGAAGUCGCAGUACAGGGGGAGUCAGGAGGGCACAGUACAGGGGGAGUCAGGAGGGCACAGUACAGGGGGAGUCAGGAGGGUACAAUCCUAGGAUCAGGAAGGCACAGUACAGGGGGAGUCAGGAAGGCACAGUACAGGGGGAGUCAGGAGGGCACAAUCCUAGGAUCAGGAAGGUACAGUAUAGGUUCUGGGAUGCUCCCCAGGCCAUCCCGGGACAGCUUAUUAAAAAGCUUGACUGUCCCGGCAAAACCGGGACA
Messenger RNA from Staurois parvus, 336 nucleotides. Lineage: Eukaryota; Metazoa; Chordata; Amphibia; Anura; Ranidae. The record is from the annotation of a GenBank genome assembly.